AUGGGAGAGACAUCUUAUGUCAUUGGCAUUAAAAUCCAUAAAGAUAGAAAUCGAGGCAUUCUGGGUUUGUCUCAAGAAGCCUAUAUCAAGAAAGUUCUAGAAAGAUUUAAUAUGAAAGAUUGUUCACCGAGUGUAGCUCCCAUUGUGAAGGGUGACAGACUCGAUUUGAGUCAGUGUUCGAAAAAUAACUUUGAAAAGGAACACAUGAGGGAUAUCCCUUAUGCUUCAGCAGUCGGAAGUCUUAUGUAUGCUCAAGUUUGCACUAGGCCUGACAUAGCAUAUGUUGUUGGAAUAUUAGGGAGAUAUCAGAGUAAUCCAGGUGUUGACCACUGGAAAGUUGCAAAGAAAGUAAUGAGGUACGUUCAAGGUAUGAAGGAUUUCAUGCUCAUGUAUAGACAAACUGAUGUCUUGGAAGUGCUUGGCUACUCUGAUUCGGACUACGCUGGCUGCAUUGACACUCGGGAAUCCACAUCGGGUUAUUUGUUCAUGUUGGCUGGUGGAGCUAUCUCUUAG
Andrographis paniculata is the source of this 513-nucleotide messenger RNA. Its product is annotated as secreted RxLR effector protein 161-like. The record is from RefSeq and is a predicted model, not a curated record. The transcript has a single exon. NCBI's taxonomy places the organism in Eukaryota, Viridiplantae, Streptophyta, Magnoliopsida, Lamiales, Acanthaceae. The coding region runs from base 1 to 513 and encodes 170 amino acids.